This is a messenger RNA of Calliphora vicina (urban bluebottle blowfly), 805 nucleotides long. RefSeq lists its product as uncharacterized. The transcript has 6 exons. The record is from RefSeq and is a predicted model, not a curated record. NCBI's taxonomy places the organism in Eukaryota, Metazoa, Arthropoda, Insecta, Diptera, Calliphoridae. Bases 98 to 733 code for a protein of 211 amino acids.
UUAUUCGCUGAGUCUAUCAUCUCUAUGGAAAAAUAAACAAAUUCCCUGAAGUUUUUUGCUUGCUGCUUUAAGGAUUAUAAAUAAAUUUAAAAAAAUCAUGGAUUAUAAUGGUGGUUGCAGUAAAAAUAUGUAUGCAGACGAUACUAUAAUACCUGACGACAUAAUAAUGGCAAUUAAAGCAGAACCAGAAGUUCUUAUUGAACAUGGAGAAUCAGAUAUAGCAACUUGCGAGAAAAAACUCGAUGCACUUAGAGGUGUUAUGGAAUACAGGCUAGACCAAAUUCAAGCACAAAUGAAUGUACUAUUAGAGGCUCAGGAGGAACAAAAUGCCCUAUUGCGUAAUUUCAUUUCAAGUCACCAGGAUCUGCGUUGCAAGUUUCCAUUAAAAACUUCCAAAAAACUUAAAGAGCUUAAUUCAGAAAUAACUCCGGAAAACAGAACCACAUAUAUUAACACACUCAAAACACUACUCAAACCUCAAGGAGUUAUAAAAAAUCUAAAAUAUAUAUUAUCUACAGAUAUAACAAAUGAAUAUAAUGUGGAAGGGGUACAUGGCAAGCAGUGCCUUAAAGAUUUAAAUAACUUUUACGAUGUUCUCAUUGAUUCCAUAGAAGUAACAUCAACCUCAGGAACUGCAGACCAACAACUACGUAAGGCCAUAAGUCUGGCCAAAAAACGAUAUUUCAAAAACAAGAGUAUUGCAAGACCCCGCGUUUCAGCUAGUGAAAAUUAACGUUUUUAGUUUUAACUCUUAAUAUUAUAUGCAAAGAAAAUAAAAUAAUUUAUAAAAUAUAUGUAUCUAAAA